Clarias gariepinus (North African catfish) is the source of this 1993-nucleotide messenger RNA. RefSeq names its product serine/threonine kinase 35 (gene stk35). The record is from RefSeq and is a predicted model, not a curated record. Bases 155 to 1348 code for a protein of 397 amino acids. Gene Ontology annotation, molecular function: ATP binding; protein serine/threonine kinase activity. Gene Ontology annotation, cellular component: cytoplasm; autophagosome. Lineage: Eukaryota; Metazoa; Chordata; Actinopteri; Siluriformes; Clariidae. The transcript is spliced from 3 exons. Gene Ontology annotation, biological process: autophagy; autophagosome organization; peptidyl-serine phosphorylation.
GUGGAACCACGCCCACUUUUGGUUGCUAACGCUAGGAUUGAGAUUUAGAAUGAACCUGUUGUUGUUUACGUUUGAGAGGCGUAAAGGGAAGAAUGAAGUCGGGAAAGUGAUGAAAACCGGUACAUAAACAUUGUUCGACAUAUAUAUAAAUCUCAUGGAGCUACGGAACGCGACACGGAGGCGGUCAGUGUUGAGAAGCGCGAGGCGAGGAGUGGUGAAGCGGGACGCGGGUAAAGUUCUGCGCUCGCUCCCGCUGCAGGGUAACGACGACCUCGGGGACGCGCACGCUCAAGAAGCCUGCUUCACCUUGGGCUGGUGCGGGAAGUCCAGCGCGCUGACGGCGCCGCGCUACAGCCUGAUCCGGGAGGUGGGUCGGGGAAGCUACGGCGUCGUCUACGAGGCUGUGGCCCGGAAAACCGGCGCCCGGGUGGCGGUCAAGAAGCUCCGCUGCGACGCCCCGGAGAGGGUCGAGCUGGCCCUGGCUGAGUUCUGGGCCUUGGCGAGCUUGGAGAAGAAACACGAGAACAUCGUCCAGCUGGAGGAGUGUGUGCUGCAGAGGAACGGCAUGGCGCAGAAAAUGAGCCACGGCAACAAGAGCUCCAGGCAGUACUUACGAUUAGUGGAAACUUCAUUAAAAGGCGAACGAAUCCCUGGUUACCUCGAGGAACCAUGCUACCUCUGGUUCGUCAUGGAGUUCUGCGAAGGCGGCGACCUCAACCAGUACAUUCUGUCACGACGCCCUGAUUCCCGAACCAACAGGAGCUUCAUGAAGCAGCUGACCAGCGCCGUUGCCUUCCUGCACAAGAACAACAUCGUCCACCGUGACCUCAAACCCGACAACAUCCUGAUCUCGCAGAAGUUCGGGACGCCUGUCAUUAAGGUGGCCGACUUCGGCCUGAGCAAAGUGUGCGCCGGGCUCGGGGGAUGCGUUGAACCAGAGUCUGAAGGACACGUCGAAAAGAGCGUAAACGUCAACAAGUUCUGGUUGUCGUCGGCGUGCGGUUCAGACUUCUACAUGGCGCCCGAGGUAUGGGAGGGCCACUACACAGCCAAGGCGGACAUCUUUGCACUCGGCAUCAUCAUUUGGGCCAUGCUCGAGCGGAUCACAUUUAUCGACGGCGAGUCGAAGCGCGAGCUCCUGGGCACGUACAUCCGUCAAGGCAGUGAGAUCGUGCCUGUAGGCGAGGCGCUGCUCGAGAACCCCAAGAUGGUCCUUCACAUCCCACAGAGACCACGAAGCUCAAUGUCCAACGACGUCCGGACGCUUUUACGCGACAUGUUGGCUGUUAAUCCAGAAGACAGACCGGACGCUUUCCAACUCGUGCACAGGGUCACAUGUGCUACAUGAACCAGAGCAGUGGGAAUUUCAAGCUUGGUUUGAAAGCUGAACGAGCGUCCGAUCGCUCAGCAGGACGGAGAAGAGAAACUAGGAAUUUUAGGACUGUGAAGCAUAAGAACAGGAAAUUAAACUCUUCAGAACGAUCGUGCCUGAGAAGUCUGGCUUCUUCGUGUCUGGCCUUCAGUGAUUUCCUGGGUUUUUCCUUCUUCUCAGCACUCGUCCCAGGGUUUUUACGUUCUGUUUUGUUUCACUGUCGUAUUGACCGUGCUGUUCUUCAGAACCACAGACUGGAGGGAAGACAACAUGUUGCACUUUGUACUCAUCUCCUCUGCACUCCUCACAAGAUUACAGUGUCUGCAGAUGAUGACGGUCCAGAUUCCAGGUUGUUCUGAAAUGUUCUUGAGGAUGUCGAGGACCAUUGAAAGAUGUACUGUGAAAGAAGUAAUGUGAACACUCAAUCCAGUGUGUGUGUGUUUGCGCGCGCGCAACAACUUCCUGGUUUACAGUCUCAGUUUUGUGCCUUAUUUAAUUUUUAUUUGGCAGAUUUAUGAAUCUGAUGUUCUGAACCGAAUCUUCCAUCACUUUACGCGCUCGCAUGCAAAAAAACAAAGGAAGAAAAAAAGGGAGUCAGAUUUCACUGUUUAAGGACAUUUA